UGACUGUUUCAUCUACUCUUUACACAAUUGUUUACGGCAAUGAUGUUGAAUUGGAAUGUAAUGUUACUGGAAGGCCAGACAUUACCAAUGUAACUUGGAGUAUGCAAAAAGAGACCGAGGCACAUCAAAUUGAUGUGACGAACAUAUUGAAAUAUAAUGGGGCAACGUUGUCAGUACCAUCUCUUACAAUAUUUAAUGUGACAAUUGAAGAUGAUGGGAUUUACUUUUGUGAAGCAGGGAAUAGUUACGAGAUUAGAACAAGUCAGGAAGUCGCACUUACAGUUACUAGUGAUCCAACUUCAACGACGCCCACUAGAACUCAAAAUCCUGGAACUACCUCUCCUUCAGCGACGUCCAUUACAACCCAAAAUCCUGGAAUUACAUCUCCUUCAACUACGUCCACUACAACCCAAAAUCCGGGAACUAAAUCUCCUUCAACGACGUCCACUACAACCCAAAAUCCUAGAACUACAUCUACAUCAACGACAACGUCCACUACAACCCAGAAUUCUGGAACUACAUCUCCUUCAACGACGUCCACUACAAACCAAAAUCCUGGAACUACAUCUACAUCAACGACGACAUCCACUAAAACCCAAAAUCCUGGAAAACCAUUUGUAUCAACGACGCUUACUACACCAACAACGACCACAAAACCUGAGGCGAUUUCAUGCCAAUGUCCGUGCAGUUCUCUUGGAAUUUGGGCAAGGCGAGACUUAUCCAACUAUACAAUAGAUGAACUACUCGAAAUGUUAGCUCCUCAACUGGCAAAAACGGAAAAAGAAUUAUCUGUUGACAAAUCAAACUUGUCGGCAACAAUUAAUAAAAGGAUAAGUGCAAAAGAUGAGAGAAAGUCUUCACAGUCCAUUGGCAUUCUUGGAAUAGUAUUCAUUUUUUCUGUUAUAUUUGGUGUCGUUAUCAUAGAUUUGAUGUCAAUUAUGAGAUUCAUGAAACCUAAAUUAAAGACAGGAAAAACUGAUACUUCAGAACCAGAAGGACGGUCAGAAUGA
Molecule: messenger RNA, 1010 nt
Organism: Mytilus californianus (California mussel)
Lineage: Eukaryota; Metazoa; Mollusca; Bivalvia; Mytilida; Mytilidae
Exons: 3
Coding region: 102-1010 (302 amino acids)
Source: RefSeq, a predicted model, not a curated record